Rosa rugosa (rugosa rose) is the source of this 3706-nucleotide messenger RNA. RefSeq names its product wall-associated receptor kinase 5-like. Gene Ontology annotation, biological process: protein phosphorylation; cell surface receptor signaling pathway. NCBI's taxonomy places the organism in Eukaryota, Viridiplantae, Streptophyta, Magnoliopsida, Rosales, Rosaceae. The record is from RefSeq and is a predicted model, not a curated record. Gene Ontology annotation, molecular function: protein serine/threonine kinase activity; polysaccharide binding; calcium ion binding. Gene Ontology annotation, cellular component: plasma membrane.
UGAAUGCGAGGAUCCGGUAAUUGCCAAGAAGUGCAAACAAAGUGCAUAAAUACAGAGGGGAACUAUACUUGUGCUUGAAACAAGGGGUACCAUAACAAUGGCACAGCAGACUCGGUAGAUUGUAUCGCUGACCAAAAAUUUGUUCAAAUUAUAGUUGGUAAGUCCAAUAGCAAUACUCUGCUCCAUUUGGUUACGAAAAAUACCAGAACUACUAAUGCUUAGAUGUGUGUUGGAAAUGUAGGACUCGGUGUUGGCCUCAUAUCCUUAUUAAUAGGCAGCUCCUGGUUGUACUUGGUCUACAAAAGAUGGAAGCUCAUGAAGGUGAAGGAGAAGUUCUUCAUCCAAAAUGGAGGAUUGUUGUUAAAGCAACAGCUUUCGAAACGACAAGGUGGUGCCACUAACCAAACGGCCAAAAUCUUCACGGAAGACCAACUUAAGAAGGCUACCAACCAUUUCAGUGAAGCCAGAAUCGUUGGCAAAGGAGGUUUCGGUACAGUCUACAAAGGGAUUAUAGCAGAUGAAAGAGCUAAGGAAACAGUGGUUGCAAUCAAGAAAUCCAAACUUGUGGAUCGAAGCCAAAUAGAGCAAUUCAUUAAUGAAGUACAGGUGCUUUCCCAAAUCAAUCACAGGCAUGUGCAUGUGGUGAAGCUUUUGGGUUGUUGUUUCGAGACAGAAGUCCCACUACUAGUUUAUGAGUUUGUCACCAAUGGUACGCUAUUCGACUACAUCCACAACAAAAGCAAGGCAUCCAACUUUGCUUGGGAAAUUCGUUUAAGGAUAGCUGCAGAAACUGCUGGAGUGCUAUCACACUUGCACUCUGAAGCUUCUAUUCCCAUCAUUCACAGAGAUGUCAAGUCCACAAACAUACUCUUGGAUGAUAAUCUUACAGCAAAAGUGUCCGAUUUCGGUGCCUCCAGAUUGGUUCCGUCAGAUCAAGCUCAGCUAUCUACAGUGGUGCAAGGAACGGUAGGGUAUUUGGACCCUGAAUACUUACAGACGAGCCAGUUGACUGACAAGAGUGAUGUCUAUAGCUUUGGGGUUGUUCUUGUGGAACUACUAACAGGAAAGAAGGCGCUUUCGUUCGACAAGCCGGAAAAGGAGAGAAAUCUAGCCAUGUAUUUUCUUUCUGCCCUGAGAGAGGACCGAUUGGUAGAGGUGAUUGAUGGUAGUGCCAUUAACCGAGCAAACGUUGAGCAGCUUAAGGAAGUUUCAAACCUUGCAAGGAGGUGUUUGAAAGUAAAAGGAAAAGAAAGACCAACCAUGAAGGAAGUGGCCAUGGAGCUCGAGGGACUGAGAAGGAUGGUAAUGCAUCCAUGGGUUAAUAAUGAUGAAUCCAAUGCAGAGGAGAAUGAGCACUUGCUUGGUGAAAUAAGACUGGAAACUUUUAGUCAUGGAGGUGGUGGGGAUACGAGUUCUGGGUCUGGUUGCGAAGCUACCUGUGGAAAUGUUAACAUACCAUACCCUUUCGGUACCAGAGAAGCUUAUUGUUACCAUGAUAAAGAGUUCCUUGUAACUUGCAACUCCACAUAUGACCCUCCGAAACUAUUUCUGUCCGGAGGCACUGUUGAGGUCACAAACAUUUCUGUUGAUGGCAAGUUGAAUAUCAUGCAAUAUAUAGCUCACGAUUGCUAUGAAUCAUCUGGUUUCCGUAUCAAGAACAAUUCUCCAUGGCUCCGCCUUUCAAAAUUCAUCAUCUCCAACACCGAUAAUAAGUUCAUUGCAGUUGGAUGUGACACUUAUGCAGAAAUCCGAGGCUUCCAGGGCGAAAUCAAGAAGUACACAGGUGGCUGCAUAUCAACAUGUGACAGCAUUGAUUAUGUUGCCAAUGAUUCAUGUUCCGGUAUAGGGUGUUGCCAGACAUCAAUUGCUAAAGGUGUGAGCUAUUUUGAUGUGUCUGUGGGCAGUUAUCAAAAUCAUACAGAUGUUUGGUCUUUCAAUCCAUGCAGCUUCGCCUUUAUUGUGGAAGAAAGCAAGUUCAACUUCUCCAGAGCUAUGCUCAAGGAUUUAAAGAAUGUAACAGUACUUCCUGUUGUGCUUGAUUGGUCAAUUGGAAAUGAGACUUGCAAGCAAGUUGAAGGCAAAAUGAAAGCUGGCAGCGCGUGCCAGGGGAACAGCACAUGUGUUGAUGUCGAAAAUGGGUCUGGAUACCGAUGCAAGUGCAAGGAUGGUUAUCAAGGGAACCCAUACCUCUCUAAUGGUUGUCAAGAUAUUGAUGAAUGUGAGGAUCCAAAACUCAGUAACUGUGCACAAAAAUGUGUAAAUAAGGAGGGAAGUCAUUACUGUUCUUGCCGCAAAGGGUACCAUGGCAAUGGUAUAGCAGGGGAAGAAGGUUGCAUAGCUAACAGAGCAUUAGUUGUUCAAAUCACUGUUGGAAUUGCUGUCGGCCUCAUAUCGUUGCUAACGUGUUGCUCUUGGUUAUAUCUCGGCUACAGAAGAUGGAAACUCAUUAAGCUGAAGGAGAGAUUCUUCAGACAAAAUGGAGGAUUAAUGUUACAACAACAACUUUCAGAACGACAAGGUGGUGCCACUAACCAAAAUGCAAAAAUCUUUACUGCAGAAGAACUUGAGAAGGCCACCAACAACUACCAUGAGACUAGAAUCGUUGGCAAAGGAGGCUACGGUACAGUGUACAAAGGAAUUUUAUCAGAUGGAAGAGUAGUUGCAAUCAAGAAAUCCAAAAUAGUUGAUCAAAGCCAAAUAGAGCAAUUCAUUAAUGAAGUACUGGUGCUUUCCCAAAUCAAUCACAGGAAUGUGGUGAAGCUUUUGGGUUGUUGUUUCGAGACAGAAGUCCCACGACUAGUUUAUGAGUUUGUCACCAAUGGUACGCUAUUUGACUACAUCCACAACAAAAGCAAGGCAUCCAACUUUGCUUGGGAAACUCGUUUAAGGAUAGCUGCAGAAGCUGCUGGAGUGCUAUCAUACUUGCACUCAGCUGCUUCUGUCCCUAUUAUCCAUAGAGAUGUCAAGUCCACAAAUAUACUUUUAGAUGAAACCCUUACAGCAAAAGUGUCUGAUUUUGGUGCCUCCAGAUUGGUACCAUUGGAUCAAACUGAGUUAUCGACAAUGGUACAAGGCACGCUCGGGUACUUAGACCCUGAAUACUUUCAAACAAGCCAAUUGACUGACAAGAGUGAUGUCUAUAGCUUUGGGGUUGUCCUUGUGGAGCUACUAACAGGAAAGAAGGCGCUUUCGUUCGACAGGCAAGAGGAGGAUAGAAAUCUAGCAAUGUAUUUUCUUUCCGCCCUGAAAGAAAACCGCUUGGUACAAGUGGUUGAUGAGUGUGUUCUGAAUGGGGCAAAUGACGAGCAGCUUAAGGAAGUUUCUAACCUUGCAAAGAGGUGUUUGAAAGUGAAAGGAGAAGAAAGACCAACCAUGAUGGAAGUAGCAAGCGAGCUUGAGGGACUAAGAAGGAUGGCAAUGCAUCAUCCCUGGGUUAAUAAUGAUGAAUCCAAUGCACAGGAGAAUGAAAGCUUGCUUGGUGAAAUAUCACUGGAAACGUUUAGUCAUGGAGGUGGUGGCGAUACGAGUUCUGGGUAUGAUACAAUGAGGAACCACAUCAUAUUACCAGUAAAUGAUGGGAGAUAAUUGUGUUAUUGUUUUGCUAGGCCUGCUGAGUCUAUUCCAUUGAAAUGCUUGAACAUUAUUAGGUAAAAAGAAAUGCAAGGAUGGGAAGUGUUCAAUCAAAAAUAAUUUACUUUUUCUGGUC